Messenger RNA from Meira miltonrushii, 1465 nucleotides. Its product is annotated as 2-nitropropane dioxygenase. Gene Ontology annotation, molecular function: nitronate monooxygenase activity. Bases 62 to 1231 code for a protein of 389 amino acids. The record is from RefSeq and is a predicted model, not a curated record. The transcript has a single exon. Lineage: Eukaryota; Fungi; Basidiomycota; Exobasidiomycetes; Exobasidiales; Brachybasidiaceae.
AACACUUGUCUUGAUCACCACCAAGAAGUGUAAAGAAAACAACUCAUAUUAACAAGACAAAAUGACAACAACUAGAAUGAGAACUCCAUUGAAAUCCAUUCUACCCGGUCUAAGGACAAGUAUAUUUCUUGGUCCGAUGGCAAACGCGGCAGGUGGGACAUUGGCCGGUAAGGUAUCAAAAGCAGGUGGAUUAGGUUUCAUUGGAGCAGGUUAUUAUACAGCAGAAAAGAUGAAAGAUGAAUUAAACAAAGCACUUGCCAUUCUCGGUGUACAACAACAAGAUUCCUCACAACAAAAACACCCAAGAGUUCAUCUAGGUAUCGGAUUCUUGACUUGGCGUUUGACUGUGUUGAAUAACGGAAAGAAACCUUCGUCGAAAGAAGCAGAAGAUGAUAAUAGUCCCGCUAUUCAAUUGAUCGAUGCAGCUUUACGCAUAAACCCAAUUGCCAUCUGGCUAAGCUUUGGAGAUGAAGAAGAAAUGAUCGGUUGGAGUUCGGUAGUGCGAAAACGUGAUGCGCUCUUAAAUGGUGAUCAUGGACCUGAAAAUCAAGUCAAGCUAUUCAUCGGUAUCGGUAAUGAGAAACAAGCAAGAAGUGGCGUUGAAGAUUGCGGAGCAGACGUGCUAAUCAUUCAAGGAAACGAAGCAGGGGGACAUGGUUUAGGAAGUUCACCUCCUCUUUCUGCCAUCGUGCCACUUCUAGCCAACAAAUUGGAUUCUGGUACGUACAAAAUCACCAAUCCUUCCCAAAGUGUUCCACCACUCCUGGGUGCAGGUGGUAUUAUGACAGGUGCAAAUAUGGCGGGUGUUUUAGCAAUGGGCGCAGAUGGUGUCGUCGUUGGAACAAGAAUGCUAAUGACACCGGAAGCAGCUUAUAGUGAUGCGCAAAAGAAGAUGCUCAUUGAAGCCGGUCCUACUUCAACAUUGCGAACGAUGGCUUUUGAUGAAGCACGCAAUACGCUUGGUUGGCCAGAAGGUGUUGAUGGUCGAGGAUUGGUGAACGAUACAGUCAACGAUUAUAUGAGCAACAAGGGCGGCGAUGGAGAUGCAAGAAGAGCGGUGUAUAAAGAAGCCGAAAAGUCUGGAGAUACGAGUAGAAUUGUCACAUGGGCUGGAACGGGUGUUGGCUUGGUACAUGAAAUCAAAGAUGCUGACGAGAUUGUGGCUGAGAUGACAAGAGAUUGUCGCAAGUCGAUAGAACAUCUGGCUGAAGGCUUGAAACAGUUCCAAUGAUGAGCUCAUAUCUGUAUCGUACUCCCUUUUUCUCAUGAAUAUCAUUCUGGAAUGCGUAGAAAUACAGUGGCUGGUUGAAACAUCGAAUGAGAUUACCUCAGGCAUUCUCUUGUGGUGGUAAUCCUCCUUGUUUCCUGCUUGCAAUCCAUUGCUUCUUACAUUCCCGGCUGUGGUUGAUAGGAGGGUAGAGAGUUCCAUUAGCUUUUGGUGGAUCCACGAUCCUUCUUGUCACAC